CCCACCGAAUAUCUCAGAGAUGAAUUCCCAGCCUGUCCAUGGACUGCCCUUCCUGCCUGGGAACACAUACAGGGACCCCACGAAAACGGCUUACCAUCGCUCACAGACUCUGACGUACAAGAACGGAUACAGCCGCCCUCUGCUCCCGACCGUAGGCAUCGGCGGAGAUCCGAUCCACGUCAAUCAGCUGUCACAGGCUGACCUCGACGAGCUGGCCAACAAGAGGCCCACCCUGACCUACGGCCAAGCCAAGCAAGCCCCGCCGUCCAGCUUUGUCCCGGCUCACGUGGCUUUUGACAAAAAGGUGUUAAAAUUUGAAGCCUACUUCCAAGAGACAGUCCCCAUCUCCCAGGACGAGCGCUGCAGAGUCCGUAAAGUGUCUCUGUACUAUUACCUGGAAGACGACAGCAUGUCGGUCGUUGAGCCUGCGGUGGAGAAUUCGGGGAUACCCCAGGGCACGUUCAUCAAGCGUCAGAGACACCCAAAGAAUGACUUUGGAGAUCAUUACCACUGGAAGGACCUCAACGUGGCCAUCAACGUCACCCUGUACGGCAGGACCUUCCGGCUUGUGAGCUGCGACAGAUUGACGCAGGAUUUCCUGGAGAGUCAGGGCAUCGAGUUAAACUCACCCGAGGAAAUUCCUACGGACGCCUUCACGUCUCUCCGCAGGGAGCCCGAUCGCACCUUCACCACCUCGUCUGACUUCGAUAAACUCAAGCAGUUCCUGACCAUGGACAAGAAGGUUCUGCGUUUUUUCGCUCUGUGGGAUGACUCUGACAGUAUGUUCGGCGACGCGCGUUCGGUCAUCAUACACUAUUACCUGGUGGAUGACACGGUGGAGAUUCGCGAGGUGCACGAGCGCAAUGACGGGAGAGACCCCUUCCCGGUGCUGAUGAAGAGGCAGCGCCUGCCCAAAUCUCUGAAGAACCUGAACGACACUUUCCCGCGCACCGUGCUCGAGGUAUCCGACCAGGAGGUCACCGAGUGGUACUCGCCCCGGGAUUUCGCCGUCGGAGCCCACGUCUCCAUCCUCGGACGCACCUUUUUCCUUUACGACUGCGACGGCUACACAAAGGAGUUCUAUCGCCAGAAACUGGGGGUCUCCGAUUUCAAGGCUGUCGAUGUGAAAAAGAAAGCAGAGGAAGAAGUCGCUAAGGAAAUUCCCCCGUACAAUGGAUUUGGAUUGCUGGAAGACUCGCUCCAGAACUGCCUCUCUCUGGUGCCCAAACCUCCUAAGAAAGACGUCAUCAAGAUGUUAGAGAAUGACCAUAAGGUGUUGCGUUACGCCCUGGCUUUGGAGUCCAUGAACCCCGAAGACAAGGGACGCCGGUUCAUCCUUUCCUACUACCUGUCAGAUGAUACGAUCAGCAUCUUUGAGCCACAGAUUCGGAACUUUGGCAUCAUCGGCGGGAAAUUCUUAGAGAAAUCCAGGGUUCCCAAACCAGGAUCUUCCAUCGACAGCCCCAGCUACUACGGGCCGGCAGAUUUUGCCAUUGGAGGUGUUGUUGAAGUUUUUAAACACAGAUUUGUUAUCACGGAUGCCGAUGAAUAUGUUUUAAAAUACAUGAAGGCGCACGCCGAUAUAUAUCCAUCCGGAGUGAUCAUCUCAUUGGAAAAGCAUUUGCACCCCGAGGCAGAGACGCCUACAUUUCAGAGUUGAUCACCAGGUCAUCUGAAAACAUCAAACACCAUCGACAUCCCCAAGAAGACCCAACCGCUCAUACACCCGAGCCACAACACCAAGCAUACAGUCGCUCUGAUCAGAUUCUGUCUCUAAUGUAUAAACUCAACAUACCGAUGAUAUUUAUUUUACAGAGAACCACCAUAAACAUCUUCUUA
Molecule: messenger RNA, 1839 nt
Organism: Spea bombifrons (plains spadefoot toad)
Lineage: Eukaryota; Metazoa; Chordata; Amphibia; Anura; Pelobatidae
Gene: EFHC1
Product: EF-hand domain containing 1
Exons: 10
Coding region: 20-1660 (546 amino acids)
Biological process (GO): cilium-dependent cell motility; mitotic cytokinesis; mitotic spindle organization
Cellular component (GO): mitotic spindle; axoneme
Molecular function (GO): alpha-tubulin binding
Source: RefSeq, a predicted model, not a curated record